AUGACUUCAAAUAGCCAAAAGGACGCUGAGCAAGAAGUUCAAGAAAAGCUACAGCCACUGCAGUCAAAAAGUGACAGCGAUGCGUUCGAAGCGGUCCUGCAACAUGUCGGUGAAUUUGGUCUAUACCAGAAGUUGUUGUUUCUUGCUAUGGCUCCGUUUGGUCUAGUCUUUGCCUACGUGUAUUAUGUACAAUUAUUUAUAACCGCUACACCACAGAACCAUUGGUGUAGAGUGCCAGAAUUGGAACAUUUAGAUAUUGGAAUUAGACGUAACCUAACAACAGUCACCACGAACGAAGGUUGGGAGAAAUGCUUUAUGUACGACGCCAAUUGGACACAAGUCCUUCAGGAUAUGGCUGUACCAGCUUUCACCAAGCUCGUUCCUUGCAAAAAUGGCUGGGAGUUUGAAUUGACUGAUGUACCAUAUCACACCGUAGCUAGUGAGCGUGGCUGGGUAUGCAACAAUGCUAGUAACAUUCCGUUUGCUCAAUCUUUUUUCUUUUUGGGAUCAUUCCUCGGAGGCAUCUUAUUUGGCUGGAUGGCUGACUACUACGGAAGAGUCCCAACGAUGAUGGGUAUAUAUCUGAUGGCAAUAAUCGGAGGAGUCGGAAGUGUUUACACGCGCGGUCUCUGGGAUUUUGCUAUUUGCCGAUUUCUGGUCGGCACCGCUUUCGACAGUUGUUUUAUAAUUAUGUAUAUAUUAGUUCUGGAGUAUGUAGGCCCAAAGUAUCGUUCCAUAAUUGGCAAUAUAUCGAUAGCUGUUUUCUAUGGAGGCGGUGCUAUAUCCGUACCUUGGUUGGCUCUCUGGCUUAGUGAUUGGAGAAAACUGGUGUGGGUGACAAAUAUUCCACUACUAAUGAUACUUCUCAUGCCUUUCACAAUUCCUGAAAGCGCUAGAUGGUUAUCCUCUCGUGGACAAACACACCGAGCAAUUAAAGUGUUAAAAAGAUUCGAAAGAAUUAACGGGACAAAAAUUCCACAAGAAGUUUUAGAUGAUUUUAUAAUAUCAUCAAAUAUGCAGAAGGAUUUAAACGAAACGCUGAAGGACGCUUUUAAAAGCCCGCCCAUUCGAAAGAUGAUAAUUUUUAUGGCCCUAACAAGCACAUGUGGAUCUGUUAUAUUUGACGCACUAGUUAGAUUAACUGAAGGAUUAGGCUAUAAUUUCUUUAUAACAUUCUCGUUGGUAUCUGCAACUGAGAUACCAUCGGUUAUUUUGGCAGCAUUUACACUUGAUAGAUUAGGCCGCAGAAAUCUCACAUUUAUACCAGUAACAACUAUUGGUAUUUUGAUCUUAGUAGCAGCAUUUGUUCCAAAAGGCACACCACGAGUCGCAGUAGGAGUUUUAGCCCGAUUCAUGAUGAAUAUGAUGCUGACGGCAAUUACGCAGUGGGCAGCCGAGAUUUUCCCCACAGCCAUUAGAGCUUCAGGCAGUUCGCUUAUGCACGUGAUGUCGUUUGCUGGCAUCAUCGCAUCUCCUUUCAUUGCUUACUCUGGGAAAUUAUGGCAUACCCUCCCAUUCAUCAUUGUGGCGGGGAUAUCGUUUUCUGCGGGUGUUUUUAGUUUACAACUACCCGAGACCAAGGGAGUGCUAAUGCCGCAGACUAUCAAGGAUGCUGAGAAAAUUGUACGGAUGAAUAUGCUUUGCGGCAACAGAACUAGUUUAGACGAGGAUUUACCGAAAGAGGAACCCGUUCCAAUAUAG
Messenger RNA from Leptosia nina, 1701 nucleotides. The record is from the annotation of a GenBank genome assembly. Lineage: Eukaryota; Metazoa; Arthropoda; Insecta; Lepidoptera; Pieridae.